AUGUUGUGUGUUAAACAGCAGGUGGAUAUCUCCACCACAGUGGAGGGGUUCCAGGAGAGGGGGGAUGAGAUGACGUCGUAUCAGUUCUCCACCUCUGACAUCAUCACCACCCCUCAUGAACCGUUCUCUGGCUCCUCUCACCAGUUCCCCCAGGAUUCUCCCCCUCCCCCUCCCCCUUUCCCUUCCGAUUCCCCUCCCAGUCCCCCUCCACCAUUCCACUCCACCCAGGACCAGGACCAGACCCCUGACAGCACUCCUCACGAGUUUGUGGAGGAGCAAAAUAAUGUUGCAGAUGUGCCCCAGCUGUGGAGUUACUUUGGAAACCAAGGGACAACCAACUUCUCUCUGAGGCUGGCCGGUAUCCGACAUGCUAUGGAGGCUCUGACAUCCUCAGACAGUACCUCCCUUAAUUACCUCACCCACGCUGGGAGGAUGGUGUUGAGCGGAUUGUCCAAGCUCAACCAGCAGGAUGUGAGGCAGUUUCAGCAGGCCUACGACCUCCUGGUGAACUUCAUUAAUGAGCCAGCAAACAGGGAGCGACUAGAGCAAGAGAUGGCUCUUGUAGGAAUCGACCGCAUCAACUUCGUGGAUGUAUUUUAUGAAUUCGUUCUACUAAGCCUUCUAGAAGGAAAAACAUCUCUUCCUACAUCUAGGCCUGGUAGCUUCUUUUAUCUGCUCAUGGAAGUGAUAAAGAGGAUUCACCCUCCUGGAGGAGCCUGGACAGAGGCUGCUUGGAACUUCUACCUCCUCAUUAAGGGCCAGAUGAAGGCGUGGCUGGACUCCAUCUUCAACCUCGAUGAGUCCAUCUAUGAAAGCCCACAGAGGCUCUCGGGGCAGGUGAUGGGGAAUCUAGAAAUGCAGGUUGAGUUCCUCCUGUCCAGCCUGGAUUAAGGGUCCCAAACUGAGCUGAGGAUCACUAACACAAAAUAAAGUUUUUUGCAUUUAAACAUUAUCUGUCAAUCGUAAACUAACUUUACAUAAUGUGUGGGGGAGAGUGGGGUAAGUUGAGCCAUUU
This is a messenger RNA of Coregonus clupeaformis (lake whitefish), 1015 nucleotides long. RefSeq lists its product as uncharacterized. The record is from RefSeq and is a predicted model, not a curated record. Gene Ontology annotation, biological process: mitochondrial fusion. Lineage: Eukaryota; Metazoa; Chordata; Actinopteri; Salmoniformes; Salmonidae. The coding region runs from base 1 to 891 and encodes 296 amino acids. The transcript is spliced from 8 exons.